Apaloderma vittatum (bar-tailed trogon) is the source of this 1832-nucleotide messenger RNA. RefSeq names its product ATP-binding cassette, sub-family F (GCN20), member 3 (gene ABCF3). Gene Ontology annotation, molecular function: ATP hydrolysis activity; ATP binding. Lineage: Eukaryota; Metazoa; Chordata; Aves; Trogoniformes; Trogonidae. The record is from RefSeq and is a predicted model, not a curated record. The transcript is spliced from 17 exons. The annotation marks the transcript as partial.
CAGAAUCCAGCGUGGACGUGCUGCCAGGGCUGUUGCUGAAGAGAGGCCAGACCUCGAUGGUGAAUGCCAAGAAACUGGAGAAGGCGGAAGCCAGGCUGAAAGCCAAGCAGGACAAGAGGAUGGAGCGGGAUUCCGUGAAGUCAUCUGGCCCUCUGGUCCUUGAGGAGGCGUCUGCCAGCCAAGCUGCCAGCAAGAAGGAGACUCGCAUGGAGUCAUCAGGCAAGAACAAGUCGUAUGAUGUGCGCAUCGAGAACUUCGAUGUGUCCUUCGGUGAGCGUGUCCUGCUGGCAGGAGCAGACCUGAACCUGGCGUUUGGACGGCGCUAUGGGCUGGUGGGCAGGAACGGGCUGGGGAAGACCACGCUGCUGAAGAUGAUCGCCAGCCGGAGCCUGCGCAUCCCUUCGCACAUCAGCAUCCUCCACGUGGAGCAGGAGGUGGCCGGGGACGAGACGCCGGCACUGCAGAGCGUGCUGGAGUGUGACACUACUCGUGAGAGCCUGCUGCGGGAGGAGAGGGAUCUGACAGCUAAGAUUAGCGGUGGCAGGGGAGAAGGGACAGAAGGUGCCAGGCUGUCGGAGAUCUAUGUGAAGCUGGAGGAGAUUGAGGCAGACAAGGCCCCAGCGAGGGCAUCUGUCAUUCUCGCUGGCUUGGGCUUUAAUGCACAGAUGCAACAACAGACAACCAAAGAGUUUUCCGGAGGCUGGAGAAUGAGACUGGCCUUAGCCAGAGCCCUGUUUGCCAGGCCAGAUCUCCUUCUGCUGGACGGUAACUCUGGCUUGAUGAUGCCCAGACCUCCCUCUUGCUGUCUCCUCCAGACCUGGCAGUCGACCAUCCUCAUGGUGUCCCACGACAGGAACUUCUUGAACGCAGUGGCCACGGACAUCAUCCACCUGCACUCGCAUCGGCUGGACGCGUACCGCGGCGAUUUUGAGAACUUCAUGAAGAUCAAGGAGGAGCGACUGAAGAACCAGCAGCGAGAAUACGAAGCCCAGCAGCAGUACCGCGAGCACAUCCAGGUUUUCAUCGACCGCUUUCGCUACAACGCCAACCGGGCGUCCCAAGUGCAGAGCAAGCUCAAGCUGUUGGAGAAGCUGCCAGAGCUGAAACCUGUGGACAAGGAUUCUGAGGUGAUCAUAAAGUUCCCUGAUGGCUUUGAGAAGUUUUCCCCCCCAAUCCUGCAGCUAGACGAAGUAGACUUCUGUUAUAACCCAAGUCACUACAUCUUCCGUUCCCUCUCCGUCUCUGCUGACCUGGAGUCCCGCAUCUGUGUGGUUGGGGAAAACGGAGCUGGGAAGUCAACCAUGCUAAAGAUCUUAAUGGGGGAGCUGGCACCAGUUGGAGGGAUCAGACACGCUCACAGAAACCUAAAGAUUGGUUAUUUCAGCCAGCACCACGUGGAUCAGCUGGACUUGAACAUCAGUGCUGUGGAGUUACUGGCAAGAAAGUUCCCAGGGAAGACGGAGGAGGAGUACCGGCAUCAGCUGGGGAGCUACGGCGUCUCAGGGGAGCUGGCCGUGCGUCCCGUGGCCAGCCUGUCUGGAGGUCAGAAGAGUCGGGUGGCCUUUGCCCAGAUGACUAUGUCCUGUCCAAACUUCUACAUCCUGGAUGAGCCGACAAAUCACCUGGACAUGGAGACCAUCGAGGCACUGGCAAAGGCACUGAAUAAGUUCAGGGGUGGUGUCAUUCUGGUGUCCCAUGAUGAGCGCUUCAUCCGCCUGGUGUGCCAGGAGCUGUGGGUGUGCGAGAACGCCGGCGUCACCCGCAUCGAGGGUGGCUUUGACCAGUACAGAGACAUCCUGAAGGAGCAGUUCCGCAAGGAGGGUUUCCUAUAA